Molecule: messenger RNA, 3813 nt
Organism: Closterium sp. Yama58-4
Lineage: Eukaryota; Viridiplantae; Streptophyta; Zygnematophyceae; Desmidiales; Closteriaceae
Source: the annotation of a GenBank genome assembly
AUGCCCUACGGCCGCACUCUCGGCCUUCCCCCGCCACGCGCGCACCUAAUGUCGGCGCAACCCGCGUUCAACCCCGUGUCGCGGUACCUGUCGCUGGGGCUGUCGUUUUCGCCCGAAACGGGCAAGCCCGUGUGGGAGUUCCCUCCCGUCGCGUCGUUCGUGAACAAGUUCGGUCCCGUCGGGGACCAGGGCCAAUGCAGUGAUAACUUCUCUUCCGUCACCCUCAUUCCACCCUCGACUACCCACCCUCAAUCCCAUUCUUGUCUCCGUACGCGUUCUGAGCUAUUUCCUGCUCACGCGCGAAUACAGCUGGCGCCGUGGAUGGCGCAAUCACCCGCCGUUCCGCUGCCUGAUCCCCACCAGCACCCACCAUCUCCCCCCCUCCCUCGCCCAGGCGCGUGCUGGGCGUUCGCCGCGGCGGGCGCCGUGGAAGGCGCGUACUACGCGCUGUCGUCGCAGCUGCCGCCCAACUCGUCGCUGUCGUCGCAGCAGCUGGUGGACUGCGCCGUGGGGUCGUGCAUGGGCGGGUACCCCGAGGACGCGCUGCAGUACGCGACGGCCAACGCGCUCGCGUAUGCGACAUCGUACGCGUACCGUGCGACGAAGGCGACGUGCAAUGCGACGGGAGUGCAGCAGCACGUGGGGACGCAGGUCCCGACUACAAAUGUGGCGUUCAACACGAGCACGGUGCCAUCGGCGCUGCGCAUCCAGCUGUACGAGCAGGUGCCGCUGCCCGGCGCGCUGGGGCUCAUUCUCGCCGUGCAGAAGCAGCCCGUUAUAGUCACGCUGCACGGCUCGCACCCCUCGUUCGCCAUGUACACGGGCGGGCUGUACGCAGACGAGACGUGCUUCAACCCGGCAACCCCAGUGCUGGACCACGCGGUGCUCGUGGUGGGGUACCGCUUCACGGCGCCGGGCGCCAGUGACAACCACUUUGUGCUGCGCAACAGCUGGGGGCGCGCGUGGGGCGAGGACGGGUACAUGCGCGUGGCGGUCAGCAGUGCGCAGUACGGCGGCAUCUGUGGGAUCAUGUACAACCUCGGCGUCUACCCCGUGCUCGACCGUGCGUGCCUCUUGGGUGCCUCUUGGGUGCCUCUUGGGUGCCUCUUGGACAGUGGUGGAGGGGCGAUAGAGAAGAGCAUUAAAUUGGCUGCAUUGGGGACGCGCGGCAGCAGCAGCAGCAGCAGCAGCAGCAGCAGCAGCAGAUCGCUGAUGGCAGCAGCCCGAGCUAUCUUCGCCGCUGUGAAGAGCAGCAAGGCGUUUGAGAAACUCCGAGGAGCAGCUGCUGCAGCAGCAGCAGCAGCAGCAGCACGCUCCUCCAAGGCACCUGCUCGUGGCAGCAGCACAGAGAGCACUGACAGCAGUGCUCGUGUAAAGCUGCCCUCCGCCCCUUCAUGGCCCUCCUCUUCCGCCUCCGCCUCCUCCUCCUCCGCCUCUUCAUCCUUAUUCUCCUCCAACCAGCCACCACCCAGCCCGCUCUUAAAGCUUGUGAACCCAUCCGCUACAUACUAUCUCGGGCCAACUCCCCCGCCUCCUCAGUCCCCGCCACCCCCUCCGUCCCCGCCUCCCCCCAUCAGAACCCCACCUGACAGCAUGCCGUGCCCGCCCGUCCCCCCUCCCCCGCCGUCGUAUGGAGAUUACAGGUGCCUGUGCGGGCCGGGGCUGAGCCUGGCCAUCAGCAAGGACGGCAGCCAGGCGUGCGUUAUGGAGGACGCAUGUGCAGCGUUCACGAGCAACCCGUGCGGGGCGGGCGCGUGUGUGAACGAUGGGGAGGGGGGGUACUCGUGUGUGUGUCCGCCCAACUACAUGCGCAGCAUGCUCAGCUCCGGCGCCCCCACCUGCGUGCCCCGCAUGGCGGGCAAGAGCAGCACGUACCAGGUGGUGGGGGGCGAGACGUGCUACGACAUCUACCUGUUCUUCGGCCUCUCACAGGACAGCUUCCUGGAGCAGAACGCCGGCAUAGACUGUGACAACCUGCAGGAGGGCAUGGUGCUAUCCUUCACUUUCUCUUCACACCCACCUCCUCCUUCCCCUCCCAGUCACCUCUUUCAUCCUUCCAUCCCCUCUCCCCGGACAAAUCUCUUCUCCCUUUCCCGAAUCACCUGGCUUUCCACACUCCUCCCAGCAACCACUUCCCUUCCUUUCCCUCAGUUUCCCACCCCAACCCCAGCCAAGAACCCCGCUUGUCAAUGCCUCAGACGCCCCCCCUCCUCCCCUCCUCCUGCCGUGUCAACCCCUCAGGUGGACAGCCUGGCAUCGGACUGUUCAGCCAUAGAGGACCGCUUUGGCGUGGACGUGGCUGCACUAAACCCCGGCCUCGACUGCUCUCACCUCGUGCCGGGCCACCAGGUGUGUGUGGAGCGCGGGAAGAGCAUGGCGGGCAUGGAGGAGCACCGCAUGUGCACCAAGUACCAGCGCGUGGACGUGGGGGACACGUGCGAGAGCCUCAUCGACAGCAACGGCCUCUCGUGGCUCUCGCUCUACCGCCUCAACCCGGGCCUGCUGUGUGAUAACCUCAACGGGCUCAUUGACCAAGAGAUCUGUGUGGCAGGGCACCCAGUGGGCGUGGUGGUGUGUGGGAAGCCAGUGCAGGGGGUGAAGAACCGCAAGUACACGGUGAAUGCAGGCGACAGCUGUGCGUCGCUGGUGGUGGUGCAGUUCCAGCGCACGCCCAGCCUCAUGCCGCUGCUCAACCGCGGGUGGAUCGGCGGCGGCGGCGGCGGCGGCGGCGGCGAUGGCGGCGGUGGGCGGCGACAGCUGGGCGUGUGCAAGUACGAGGAGGGGCGGUGGGAGCCGCAGCCGAAGGCGGAGAUGCGGUACCACUCCAACUACUGCCCGCUGCUGCGGACGGUGGGGGCUGUCAACUGCCUCAACCCGAAAAGACCGAGAAGCCCUAAGUACCUGCGGUACAAGUGGGUGCCGCCCACGUGCGGAGCGACCUUCGGGUUCAACGCGCGGGAGUUUCUGAACAGAAUGCGCAACAAAGUGGUGGCGUCGGUGGGCGACUCCCUGUCGUACGAGAACUUCAUGCCCUCCAUCGUAUGCCAGCUGAACGAGGUGGCGAAGGUGGAGACAGCGGACGAGCUGCUGGGGAAGCUGGCGGGGCGGGGGCUGCUGGUGCCGACGCACAUCAUGCGCGUGCGCGCGUACAACGUCACGCUCGUCAACGUCUGGAGCACCUUCCUCAACAGCUACCUCCAUGAUGAGCAGACCCUGCGCAAGUACAACGGGGGCGUGAAGCCAACAGCGGAGGACGCGGUGGUGGACGUGACGCGGCUGGACAGCACGUGGGCGGACCACGUGGGGCAGUACGACGUGCUGGUGCUGCAGUCCGCGGCGCACUGGCGCGCCAAGCCCACCAAGUGGCGCCGCUACUUUGUGGACGGCGCGGGCGUGCGGCAGUGGCCCGAGAAGAAAUACACCAAGGCGUUCUUCACAGGGAUGAAAACGGUAGCAGACUUCCUGACAGCGCGCAAGGCCAAGGGCGCCAGCAAGCCGCUAUCGUACUUCCUCUCAGCGCCUGCCGCCAUUGACGGGUGCGGCAAGUACCGAGGCGCGCUGGGUCAGAGCCAAGCAGACAGCAUGGUGGAAAAGAACCGCCAGGCGAUGGUGUUCCUACCAGCGCAGCUGCGCGCGUUCCGCAAGGCGCCGGUGCGGAUCAUCCAGGUCACGCGCUCCACCAUCUACCGCCCCGACGCACUCGUGGGGGCCCUGGGGAACAACGACGACUGCGUGCACUGGUGCCUGCCCGGCGUGCCUAACUCGUGGACCGACAUGUUCUACGAGCAGCUUCGCGCCGACAUGGGCUUCUAG